Opisthorchis viverrini is the source of this 396-nucleotide messenger RNA. RefSeq lists its product as hypothetical. Gene Ontology annotation, biological process: transmembrane transport; amino acid transport. Gene Ontology annotation, molecular function: amino acid transmembrane transporter activity. Gene Ontology annotation, cellular component: plasma membrane. The annotation marks the transcript as partial. The transcript has 3 exons. The record is from RefSeq and is a predicted model, not a curated record. NCBI's taxonomy places the organism in Eukaryota, Metazoa, Platyhelminthes, Trematoda, Opisthorchiida, Opisthorchiidae.
AUGCUAAAGCGGUUUUUCAACAGUCUUUCAAGAAAAAAAUCAUUAACCACAAGCGAUGUAUCUAAAACGCAGCUACUGCGGUGUUUAUCGGUUGUGGACCUUACUGCGUUGGACAUCAAACGGAUAAUCAUUGUAGGCAUUGGUUCCACUCUUGGAGCCGGUGUAUACGUGGUUGUGGGUGGCGUUGCUCGCCAUGAUGCAGGUCCCUCGGUUAUAGUGUCAUUUUUGAUCGCGGCGCUGUCUUCUAUUUUAUCCGGACUUUGCUAUGCGGAAUUUGGUGCACGCGUUCCAAAAACCGGAUCAGCCUACAUUUAUAGUUAUGUUACCGUUGGAGAACUGAUGGCAUUCAUAACUGGGUGGAACUUGAUUUUGCAAUAUAUAAUCGGUGAGUCUCAA